This is a messenger RNA of Saxophila tyrrhenica, 1803 nucleotides long. RefSeq lists its product as uncharacterized. Gene Ontology annotation, biological process: DNA-templated transcription. The coding region runs from base 1 to 1803 and encodes 600 amino acids. NCBI's taxonomy places the organism in Eukaryota, Fungi, Ascomycota, Dothideomycetes, Mycosphaerellales, Extremaceae. The transcript is spliced from 2 exons. Gene Ontology annotation, molecular function: zinc ion binding; DNA binding. The record is from RefSeq and is a predicted model, not a curated record.
AUGCCGUACUCGAAAGGCGCCAACGGCAGCAACACGAGUGCCGCGCCAUCCCCAAGGACAGGACCAGACGGAACGUCACGCACAUCCAGCAACACUACGCCAGCGACCAAACGAGCCAAGUUCAUCAGCGACCUCAUCCCGGAAUCUACGUUGCUCAACAGACCGGUCCCCUCCACCACCAAGCAGCCCAACGACGACAUAGGUGUAUGGGUCGACCGCAGCACCUGGGACAAUCUUCUCAAGACAAAUCCAGCCGCCACCACCACCAACCAUGACUCUCCCCUGGCCACUACGACCAGCUCCCGGUCUGGCCAACGCCCACACUCCGCCGUCCUAGGUCCUUUGAUAGACGUCUACUUCACCAAAAUCCAUCCUCUCCUGCCUCUACUCUCAGAACCCGACUUCCGCUCGGCCCACGCGGCGGGCCACAUCCCCGAGCCCCUCGUGCACGCCAUGUGUCUCGCCGCCGCCAAAGACCCAUCCGCCACACCCCACCUCCGCCUCUCCGACUCCUCCACCACCCUCCCACCGCGACAAUUCUGCACCAUCCUGCACGCCAGCGUCACCGGCUCUCUCCGCGCCCCCGUGCGCUUCGAGAAGGUAACCCUCAUCCGCACCCUCGCCCUCACAUCCCUGCACAACGAAGGCCCCGAAGGCGCCGAGGAAGCCUCCCUCCUCCUCUCGCAAGCAAUGCACCACGCGCAGACCCUGGGGAUUCAUCUUGGUCAGCAGACGACCAAUCCCCCAUUGAGUUCCGAAGAUAGCAGCAACGACAAUGACCUUCAAAUGAAACGCCUCUUCUGGUGCCUCUGGUCCCUCGAUCGCCUUAGUGGCGCCAUCAAUGGCCGGCCGCUCAUCAUGAGCGACGUGGAUAUCGCUAUCGAGCCCUUUGCACCUUGCGAAAGUGGCUUCCCGGCUUUCGAGGCGUGGCUCAAAAUCGCCUCCAUCCUCAACCGUGUCAUCGACCUCUACCGCCCGGGCAACGAUGAAGCGGAGAGCGGGUGGGAAGGCGAGUGGCCUGUGCUGGAAGAACUGCUCGACUCCGUGCAUGGCUGGGACUUAUCGCCCUCCAUCCUCGCAACGUUGCAUCUGUUCUACCUCACCGUAGGCAUCCUAUCCCAUCGCACACGAGGCGUUCGUGAGCUCCCGCAGGCUAAGGGAGGGAAUCUGAGGCAACGCCUUAAUGCCAUCGAGAUCAUACGCAUGAUGUCCGACCCCUCGGCGCCGGCUCUGCAUCCGUUUCCCUUGCUGCCUUACUCCGUCAGUCUGGCAUUGUCCGUAUCGUACCAGUUCCUGCGACAAGCGCAACUUUCGCACCAACAAACCGAUGCGCAUCGGGACUUUCGCACUUGUGUUAGUAUUCUGCAGAGUCUGAGGCGGACAUGGAGUUCAGCGGACGUGAUGACUACGCUCGCGAAGAAGGUGCUUGAUGAGCUGGAUCGCGCGACGGAUCUGGGCACGUUCAGGAUUCGGAGGCGAAAGCCGGGGGAUAAAGAUGAGAAAGACCUCAUACCCCCGCCGACGGCUUGUCAUCAUGGGGUUGGGGCGGUGCAGACGCUUGUGGGUAGUAAUGGGGACACUCCGCAGCAACGAGAAGGAGUAGCAAACGCUGCGAUGGGAGCUGCUGGUGAGGCUGCGGGGAUGGGGCAACAGGACGGAUGGGAUCUGUUCGAUAACAUGGACGAUGUGUUUGGGACUUUUCUGGAUCCGAAUUAUCCGAUGAACCUGGAUGAUCUGUCGUUCGUGGACGAUCUCACGCCGUUUGAUUGGAACGCUGAAGUCGGUACAGGCGGAGUGGGAUAG